AUUAUGUGACUGUGAUGAUAAUGCUAAACCAAAAUCCCCCAAAUCUGCACUCAAACGUCCAGCAUCUUGAAUCCAACAAUGGCUGUGUUAUGGUUUAUUUAUCCCCCAAUUUGGGGGAUUUUUGUGCUGUAGCAAUAAGAAAUAAAAUAUUUUAGACAACCAAUAACCAAAUCGCUUCAGUACAGCAGGAUAAACAUAUAUAGUUGUGGUUUUUGUAGGUUUUUUCCGCUCUUCUCCUUUUCUCCGGCUGUCACAGGGCUGGUAAGUUAGCGACGGUCCCUGGCGGCAGACAUCACGGCCCAGGGGAGGGAUGGAGCUGAGAUGGACAGGGAGGGAGACACCGGCUUACGACGUCAAAGGAGUACAGACACACACACACGCACACACACACAUAGAGAGGGAGAGGGAGAGGACAGCCAGCCAGCCAGACUGCCAAUUCCCCACAGUCUACUGAAGGAAGCCUAAAUAUCCACCUAUCUCAACACUCUCCGUUUAGCCAAGCCAGUAAGAGAUUUGUUUAUAAAUAUAUAUAUAUUUUAAAUACACCAAAUUUAUUUGAAAGGAAAAAAAAUACGGAGCAUCUGUCAGGAAAGAGCAGUGGAAAAAAACAACAAGCAGAGCUAGAAAAGCACGCUCAUGCCGAAUAAAGGACCGUCGCUGGAUGUUACUUGUGUUGUUUUAGGGGGCGUGCGGGCCUAACUUGUUACAGGAUCCAAAGACGCUCUGGCAGACACAUGAACUGAGUAAUUUGAGGUUUGAUAAGUAAACAACAGCGAGGGGGGAAAAAAAGAAGAAGAAAGGCAUCAACUGAUCGCGCCGAUUCUUUGCCACAAACAGCACCACAGACUUCUCAAUGAAGGAGCCUGACGCCAUCAAGCUCUUCAUCGGGCAAAUACCCCGAAACCUGGAGGAGAAGGACCUGAAGCCCAUCUUUGAGCAGUUUGGCAAGAUCUAUGAGUUGACGGUGAUAAAGGACAAGUACACGGGGAUGCACAAAGGAUGUGCCUUCCUGACAUACUGUGCACGUGAGUCUGCCCUGAAAGCCCAGAAUGCACUGCACGAACAGAAGACGCUACCGGGGAUGAACCGCCCAAUCCAAGUGAAGCCUGCAGACAGCGAAAGCAGAGGGGACAGGAAGCUGUUUGUGGGCAUGCUGGGAAAGCAGCAGACGGACGCCGAUGUGAGGAAAAUGUUCGAGCCGUUCGGCAGCAUAGAGGAGUGCACGGUGCUCCGCGGGCCUGACGGUACCAGCAAAGGGUGUGCAUUUGUAAAGUUCCAGAGCAACGCAGAGGCCCAGGCCGCCAUCAACGCUCUGCACGGAAGUCGUACUCUACCUGGCGCCUCGUCCAGCUUGGUGGUAAAGUUUGCAGAUUCUGAGAAAGAGCGAGGGCUCAGGCGGAUGCAGCAGGUGGCCUCCCAGCUUGGAGUCAUCAGUCCCAUGACCCUGCACCUCGGGGCCUACAACGCCUACACGCAGGCCCUGAUGCAGCAGCAGGCCUUGGUGGCGCAGUCGGCCUACCUCUCUCCUGUUGCCACCGUGGCUGCAGUUCAGAUGCAGCAGCUCGCUGCCCUCAACCCCAGUGGCAUCAUUGCCACGCCGAUUGCAUCCAUCACCCCGUCCUCAGGUACCAGCACUCCACCCUCCAUUGCAGCUACACCUGUUCCUGCUCUGCCUCCACCAAUCGCAGUGAACAGCUACCCAUCUGUGCCAGCACCACCCAACGGCCAGCCAGCUACAGAAACCCUGUACACUAACGGGGUUCAUGCCUAUCAAGCUCAGAGUCCUGUGCUGGACCCCCUGCAGCAAGCUUAUACAGGCAUGCAGCAUUAUACAGCCACCUACCCUGCUGCCUACAGCCUGGUGGGACAGCCGUUCCCUCACCAGCCCACGCUGGUGGCCCAGCAACCACAGCAGCCACAGCAGCUGCAGCAAAGAGAAGGUCCCGAAGGCUGUAACAUCUUCAUCUACCACCUGCCACAGGAGUUCACUGACUCUGAGAUACUGCAGAUGUUCUUGCCCUUUGGAAACGUCAUCUCUGCAAAGGUCUUCGUCGACCGUGCCACCAAUCAGAGUAAAUGCUUUGGGUUUGUGAGUUUCGACAACCCAUCCAGCGCCCAGACUGCCAUCCAGGCAAUGAACGGCUUCCAGAUUGGCAUGAAGAGACUGAAAGUGCAGCUCAAGAGGCCCAAGGAUGCCAACAGGCCUUACUGAAAGAGGAAAGUGUUCAAUCAAGAAAAACCACUUGGGAUGUCCCAGCCUUUUUUGGUUGUUUGACCAACCGUAUAGCACAGGAGCAACACUUCACAUAAAGCAGUAUCACGUGUAUGCGCUUUACAAAAACAAACAGCAGCAGCAGCAGCAGCAGUAAUAUCAGCAACAAACGCAUCGACUGAAUCAGCAUCCGCAAUAUGAGAAGUGCUCCCGAGUUCCUAUCAUUCCACAGCUGGAUUCAUUUAUAUAUGUACAUAUCUAUUGUCGGCAACAAGAUAUACAUGUUAAGAAAAAGCAUAUCACUGAUGUUAUUCUACUGAACAGGGUUCUACUGUAUAGUGUGAUUUGUGGUCUGCGGCGUUAACAGAAGGCCAGUCUACACAGUCGGAGGCAAAAGAAAAUACUACUCUGUAUGAUUACCAUUGGUAAUAUUGUUAUGUAGAGUUAGUUUUAUUAUUUAUAUGUAAAUUUAAAAACAAUGGGGGUACUUAAGCUGGAAGAGAAAUGGAUUUCCUCUCACUGUAAAUACUUUGGUUUAAAAAAAAAAAAGAAAAAAGGAGGACUCUAAAACUUCACCAGUUAACAUUCUCUGCUGCCACAACUUUUAAAAAUUAACAAAGCGGAAGGAAGGGCUGGGAAUUUUUCUAUCUUGAUUUUUUACGUUUUAAUUUAUUUGGUAAUCAAUUUGACGGCGGGGGACAUGUGACAAUUUCUUUUUUAAUUUAAGAAGAAGAAGAAGAAGAAAAAAAACAGGAUUCCUGUGGUCUUCAUGAUGAUGAACACUACUGCUAUUAUAGAGUUUUUAAUUACAUAAAUGUACCUAUGGAAGUGGAAAAAAAACGUUUCUUUAUUUAUUCUCUACAAUCGCUGUUUUAAAACAUAUGUCUUUAAAAGAAAAUAAAGUACAA
Oreochromis aureus is the source of this 3120-nucleotide messenger RNA. RefSeq names its product cugbp, Elav-like family member 3a (gene celf3a). The record is from RefSeq and is a predicted model, not a curated record. Gene Ontology annotation, molecular function: mRNA binding. Gene Ontology annotation, cellular component: cytoplasm; nucleus; ribonucleoprotein complex. NCBI's taxonomy places the organism in Eukaryota, Metazoa, Chordata, Actinopteri, Cichliformes, Cichlidae. Gene Ontology annotation, biological process: regulation of alternative mRNA splicing, via spliceosome; mRNA splice site recognition. The transcript has 14 exons. Bases 854 to 2212 code for a protein of 452 amino acids.